This is a messenger RNA of Trichoplusia ni (cabbage looper), 6255 nucleotides long. Its product is annotated as nuclear receptor coactivator 2-like. The transcript is spliced from 13 exons. Gene Ontology annotation, molecular function: nuclear receptor binding; protein dimerization activity. The coding region runs from base 2767 to 6255 and encodes 1162 amino acids. Gene Ontology annotation, cellular component: nucleus. NCBI's taxonomy places the organism in Eukaryota, Metazoa, Arthropoda, Insecta, Lepidoptera, Noctuidae. The record is from RefSeq and is a predicted model, not a curated record. Gene Ontology annotation, biological process: positive regulation of transcription by RNA polymerase II; cellular response to hormone stimulus.
AAACUUUUAAAAAUACAAUCGACAUUGCUGGAAAGUAGGCGUCUUUUGCACUGUGUCGAUAGUAAAUAUGAAUUCGCAAUACAAAUAUUUCAAUUAUGAUCAAGUGUUCCGAGACACUUCCAGGAUAACUUUGCAUAAUAUCUAUUAUGCAUAUAAUCCAUAAUCAAAGUAAUAUCAUUACGUUUUAAAAAUAAUUAAAAUAAGUAUUCACAAAAGGUACCAAAGUAUAGUUAUUAAAAUAGUGGGGAGAAAAGAUAUACAAUAAAAACGAAGGUGAAACCGAGUGUGAGUUAGCAGACAUCUAAAAAUUUUUUUUUUUAAAGAAUUUAACAAUUACAUAUUAAAUACUAAUCUACGCUAACCGUAUUACGGGCACUAGCAUACAACAAUCUAAUACUAUCGCAAUAUCCGACUCCACGUCGUGAUGUUGCUACUAAAAUAUAAGCGUCGCCAGCUCUCAAAAUUCGUUUUGCUUUGCAAUAAUCAAGAGCAGCAUGAACACGUGCUUCUACUUCCAACAUAUAAUGACCUGUUAUUUUUAAGUAUUUACAUAAAAAUCCCGCGGAACGUAAUGUUUAUUAUGAAUGAGGUUUAUCAGUAAACUCUUUAUAUUUGACAACAAUCCAUUAAAGUCAAAAUUACGUAAUAACAUUCACAUCAUCCUACAAAAAAAUACUUUAUACCUUCAUUUAAAGUUAUAUACUUUAUUUAACAAAGAGUUUACAUUGCACACCAUCAAAUGCACUUAAUUAAAUUAAAGCCAACUGUAAAAAAAUGUAAUAUUCCUAUAUUAACAUGAACACAUCUACGUUGAAGGUUAUGUCUACAUGUAUCGUUAUCUUCAAUGCAGUAUUGAUAGUAUACAUAUUAUUAUCAUCUAUAGUCAAUCAGUAGGUUAAUAUGUCGUAGGAAUAACAAUAUGCACAAUAUCAAAUAGUUUAUCUAUUAUCAUAUUUUAAAUGAAUAUAAUUUUAUUUAGAAGCUAUAAGUCAAUUUUAUAUUAUUUAUUUUAGUCGCUGUCAUUGCAUUCGAGUACCCUAACUCAUGCUUGAUGUUUAAUAAUAAUAAUAUAAUAAAGGAAACUCGUAGACAGCCUUCCCGAAUGGCUAUACAUUACUUUUGGUGGUCGGUGCACCUGGCCCUAUUCAUGUUGACUGGCCAAACAAUACGUGCUGCAUACAUACUCAUAUACGACAGCAUCGCAAAGAACAUUGAGUUAGGCCCAACCUAACUCAAUGUGUUUAGAAUUUAGAUUUUCUUUGUUAAGUUUCUUAAUAAUGGCACGAUUUUUUUAUUUUCGUAGUUUGAAAUUUUAGAGGUAAUUAAAAUAUAGAUAAAUUUACAGUGAGUAAAUAUGCCAUUUUCUAGGUAGGGCUUAAACAUGACAAAGCCUUAGCUGGUCAUGUACUGUAAGUAGCUAAUUGCAGAGAAUAUCAUGAAGCCCAGCUAUAUGUGUAAAAUAAAAAUAUGACUGCUCCGUUUUAUUAUACAUUUAGUAUUAUAUGUAUUGGUGAACUUCAAUACUUUGCAUUUUCGUGUUAUAAUGUAUCGUGUCUGUGUGUUACACCUAAUGUCUGAUUUACUAGACACUAUUCGAUUUAAAUAAGUUUUUGGCAAUCAUAGAUACUGAUUUUAAAACACCUGCAUGAUUGUAAUUAAUUCUAAGCCUGCAUGCGCGUAGUUUUUUUAGCGAUAUGAAAAACUUAGUGCUUGCUAUAUCAGCCUUUAGUUUUAACUAAUCUCGUUACAUGAUAAACCGAGGAAUAAUAAAAUCAACAGACAAUACAUUUAUCCAAUUGGCUCCAAAAAGUACAACUCAUCGACAGUUUAAUUAUCUCACCAGACUUAAUUAACUAAUGGGGCCAUCAAUAUUUAUUGACAUUGUAUUGUAAGUACUUACGUGUAUAUUGUACAGUAAAUUAUGGAAUAGAAGCUGUUUCACCCGGUGAUCACUUAUGAUUGAUGAUUCCUUUAUCAUUUUAGUACUAUCUAAUAUCUAUCUAUCUAUAUCGACACCUUUUGUAUUUAACGUCACUUUGAUAGUACCAAAUAUCUUGUUGUUUAGAUUGUCUCGAAGACGGCUGGUCGAUUAAAAUUAAUACUCAAUGCAGACAUCCUUGUUAUUGAGUUUUCCUUUUUAAUAUUUACUUAGAUAUUACUACCAAGAAUUAGUUCAUGUAACGAAGAAAUAACAAAUAAAAAUAGAAAGGUUCUUGUGUGCUAAUAAUGUAGUUUAUGGAUAGUUUGUACAUAAUGCUGUUAGGUACGAAUCUACAGAUUAGUAGAAAAAUACUAUCCAGAAGGAUGCGAGGCAAGAAAAAUAACAUAGGGAACCGCUUGUCUAGUUUCGGAUUUCGGACCCUAAUCAUGAGUUCCCUACAAAAUUCUAUUCAAUUCAGUCUGGAGAUUUUGAAGAGUAGUGAAUAAAGUAAUCUGCACGCAUAUAAAUAAAUAGCUAUCCUGUAAAAGCUAGCAGUAUAAUAAUUCAAUAUAGCUUUGUCGUUUACAAGCAACAAUUUAAUAUCGAUUACGUAGUCUUUUACUUUUAAAUGCAGCAAACCUACAAACAUAUUAUGUUCGAAAUGUUUCCGAAACCAGAUUAUCCGGAAAAGAACUGGGGUCACCGGCAUAGCUUGCAGAAUCGGCAAGCUAAGUUGCUAGUGGGCUGGCCAUGUCAGUCGGACGACUGAUGGCUGUCGGAGCGGACCAGUCCAUGCGUGGAGACUGCGAAUCUACAAUCGUAGUGCUGGACAUCUCACCAGCCAGAUGGACAAACGAUCUGAAAGAAAUAAGUGUAUCACCGAGAAGAAGCGACGGGAACUCGAAAACGAAACCAUAAAUCAACUUGAAGAGCUCUUAGGUACCUGUCUCGCUGAAGUCAAGCAACCGGAUAAGAACGGAAUAGUUCGCGAGGCCACCCGGCAGAUCCAGGAGGUGCUGCGGCGCCGGCGGGAGUGCCCCGAGGAGUGUCCGCUGCGCGUCGCGCAGUGCCUGUCGCCCGUGCAGGCCGGCGAGGUCAGCUCCACGCAGCCGUCCUGCGCUGGCUUACAGUACUCCGAGCUCACCUCGCUCAUAGAGGCUCUCAAGCAUUACACCGGCACCCUCGGUUGGGUUUUAUUGGAAAUAAACUCAAAGGCUGAAAUUGAAUGUAUAACCGAAAAUAUUAAAGAGCUCACUCUGCAGGACAGAACUGAGCUGUAUAAGAAAUCAAUUUUCUCCCUUUUGCAUGUCAAAGAUCAUGCAAAAUUGAGACCAUUGUUAAGAAAUAUACAAACUUUUAACUGGGGUGCGGGAGAAAUCGACAAAUUCCAAGCUAUACAAGCUCGUCUCCUUAUCAAAAAUUCCAAUGGGACUGACAGUGUUGGGUACGCCGAGUGCGUGAUCCACGCUGCGCCCGUGCGCGGCUCGUCGUCGGAGGAGGCCGGCUCCGUCAUGUGCGUCAUCCGGCGCUGCGAGGACGCGUCGGCCGCACUUCUCCCCGGCGACGGCGGCCCGCCCGCCAUCACCGCCAAACAGUCCGAUCAUAUCGUCUUCAGAUUGGAUUGCAACUUCAUUAUUUUAUUUUGUGAUUUAAGUGGAGUGGAAAACUUAAUAAACACUGCUAUACCUCUCGUGGGUAGUCGUUAUUUGGACCUUGUUGAGAAUAGUGAUCGUGUUCGUGUUACUGCACACUUGCAAGAAGCUGUGUGUCUUCCCGCACCACCCGCGAUUAGCGAACCUUUUCGGUUACGCAUUACUCCAGACAGUCCUAGCUUUAGAGUUAUAGCUCGAUCUCGUCUUUUUCGAGCAAAGCCUUCAUCGGGAGAGCCUGAUUUUAUAAUGUCUACGCACACUGUUCUCGGUGACGAAGAUAUGGAUCUUCUAGAAGCGGACGGACCUCGUCCUCCUGUUGGUGGGCCGCUAAUGGCAUCUGUUGGAAAUGGGGAAUCUUCGAAUUGUGAACCCAGAUAUCGUUCUCCUAUAAGUCCCAAUGAAGGCCAGUUUCUUAAUGAUUUUGACCUAGAACCAUGGUCCUUGCUGGGUGACAUGUCGAGCGAAGAGUCUAAAGACCGAAAAGACAGUGUCGAAGGACCUUCGCAACCCUUAACCCCACGUGCAACACCGACUCCGGGUGAAGGUCCGCCUUCUAAUCAGCCCGCAGAAGAACCGAAUAGGCUUCGGACACUUCUUAGUAAGAAGCAAACAGGUAACGAUAGCGGGGUUAAUUCAAACAAUCGGAUCUUGAAAGAUUUGCUAAAGCAAGAAGACGAGGAGGCUACGGGUAGCGAAACGUCCGCGCCGCAUACGCCUCACACUCCGCAUACGCCGCUGACUCCGCACACGCCGCACACGCCCAGCGCCGCGCUGUCGCCGCUGCACACGGCGCAGGCGCACGCGCGCCCGCCGCCGCACCCGCCGCACGCGCCGCACGCGCCGCACCAGCCGCACCAGCCGCACGCGCAACACCAGCAGCACCCGCAGCACCCGCAGCACCAGCCGCAUCAGCAACACCAGCCGCACGGCUCGCACAUGCCUAACGCGACGCACUCCAUGCAGCAGGGGCAGCAUCAUAAUAAUUCUGAUGUCUUAUUAAGGAUACUAAAUGAAAAAACAGACGAGGAUGCGGAGGAAAACAGGAGAAAUUCCGCAGAUGGAACCAGAGGAGUGUCACAACCUAGUGCUCUGCUUUCACAGCUGCUCUCUAGUAGUAAUGGGCCGGCAGGCAACGGACGACCUCACGACAGCAGUGAAAACUAUCUAGAGAGAAUGGCCGCAGUAAAACGAAAGUUCGAUGAUGCUAAAGGAAUGUCCAGUAGUUCAAAGAGGGCUACGCCUGAAAACCAGCAGGUUACUUCGAGUGCCCUUCCUGCGGCAUCGUCUACCGCUUCUUCGACGGCCACGAGCCCGGCAACCAGCAGUAGUCUGGGACAGAGCCUUUUAUGCCAAAAGAACCAAAUUCUGGUAUCGUUACUGGCGCGGCAGCAGACGACGCCGACGACGCCGCUGCCGCUGCCCAACCCUAACCUGCGCGCGUACGGGCCCACGGCCAGGCCGCGCCCGCCGCAGCCGCCGCAGCUGCCGCAACAGCCGCAGCAACCGCCGCAGCGACACCACGUCUCGACGCUUUCCAAUAUACUCACCGGCACGAACCAUCGAACCAGCAUGAACGGCGGUGGUAACGGCGGCGGCGGCGCGGGCGGCGCGGAGUGCCCCGUGAGCAUGGCGGGCUCCAGCCACCUGCAGAUGGUGCUGCAGAGCGGCGAGCUGGCCGGCGGCGCGCUGGCGGGCGGCGCGCGCGCCUACCCCGCGCCCGCGCCCGCCGCGCUGCACUACGGGACCACCGCCCCGCACCUCGCCUACAACAACCAGCCCCCCAGUGGCAGUACUAGAGCCCAGAGUGGAGGCGGUGGAGGAGGAGACAGUGAAGUUCCUAGCGACCAGACAUUGUCCGAUCUCUUAGAUGAGGUGAUCGAGAACAUGCCCGACGCUGACCGAUCGGCAGCCGACGUUAAUGUUCGGCAACGACAAGGAAUGAAGGAGAAGAACGCCAUGAUCAACGCCAUCCGGCAGAGCCUGAUGCAGUGUGAAACGGUAGGCAAGGCGGCCGGCGGGUCGAGCCCGGGCGGCGGGGCGGGCGCGGCGGGCGCGGCGGGCGGCGCGGGCGGCGCGUACGCGGGCAGCCCGGCGCGCGCCGCGUCCCCCGAGCCGCGCGAGCGCUGGCGCGCGCUGCAGGCGGGCGCCGCGCUGUACGCCGACCCGGCGCGGGCGCGCGCGCUCGUCGAGCAGCAGCGAGCGCGACUGCUCGAGCUGCAGCGCACGCAGCAGAUGCUCGUGUCGCCAGAGGCUACUGAGCAACCACAGGCUGAUUUGGGCUCCACCAUCAACGCCUUGGUUUCAGCGACUCCGCCUAACGUGACUUUAACACGUACGGACUAUCAACAUCAAAUAUAUCACCAAAACAGUCAAAUGGGUCCACAUUAUGGUACCAAUAAAAUAACGACAUCGCAACAGAAUCCAAUGUUGAGUCGACAGCUCAGUGUGGCUGGAUCAGGCGGGUAUUCUCGCGGCGGCGGUGCGGGCGGGCACUCGGCGGCCGCGCUGCACACGCCCAUGACGCCGGCGCCGCCGCCCUCCACGCCGCAGCCCUACCACCGGCCGCCGCACCAGCCGCACGCGCCGCACGCGCCUCACGCGCCGCACCAGCCGCACGCGCCGCAUGCGCCGCACGCACCGCUCGCGCCGCGCCCGCAUCUAGGUAACGCAACCAUGUCAUAG